AUGUCGUGGAUGGAGACUCCAGAGGACCAAGCCAUAGAGGCUGGCACACUCCGGGAUGAGUGCACUUUGACCCCGAAGGGAGCGGGGCAACCAGAGGACUCAGACUGCUCAGGUCCUACCAGGUGGGACACACCCGUCAAACUGGGGCGGACAAGACCAAAACUGAAUCGUAUAGCCUCUGUGUACACUAAAGGACCUUCCGCAGGAAGUCUUGCUCCAUCGCAAACCCCUUCAGCCCCCUCUUCCACCCCAGGCCUCAAAGACCCCUCGCAGUCUCCAAUGGCAGUUCCUCUAAAUGUAGUCACCAUCCCUGCUGUCCCUAGCAGCACUGCCCUCGUCUCUUCUUCCCUGCCUAACUCUGCUCCGCCUACAGCCCUACCCUCCUCUUCCACCCCCACCAGCACAGUAAAGAAACAGCGCCCCCUGCUGCCUCGUGAAAGCGUCCCGGUGGUGCAGCGGGCCGUUGUCUGGAACCCUGGUGCCAAAUUUCAGACAUCCUCUCAGAAGUGGCACAUGCAGAAGGUGCAGAGGCAGCAGCAGAGUCACACGCAGCCACACACACAAGCACAGUCGUUAUCACAAGCACAGCAGCCGUCGUCUUCACCGUCUUCAUCCAGCACUCGAUAUCAGACACGGCAGGCUGUCAAGGCUGUACAGCAGAAAGAUUCUCCACACAGCACCUCGACCUCAGCUGUCACUCUGGUCACCAGCACCCCAGUGUCUGCAGCCAUAAUGGCAGGUGUCACAGUUAGCUCUUCAUCCUCAUCCUCAUCCUCCUCCAUGGCCGGAGAUCUACAAAUACCCACCACCUCUGCUGACGUGGCAGCCGAUAUUGCAAAAUAUACCAACAAAAUCAUGGAUGCAAUCAAGGGGACAAUGACUGAAAUAUACAAUGACCUCUCGAAGAGCACCUCAGGAAACACAAUAGCUGAAAUCAGGCGGUUACGGAUCGAAAUCGAAAAGCUGCAGUGGCUCCAUCAGCAGGAAUUGUCAGAGAUGAAACACAAUUUAGAGCUGACCAUGGCAGAGAUGCGACAGAGUCUGGAGCAAGAGCGAGAGCGCCUGGUCGCAGAAGUGAAGAAGCAAAUGGAGCUGGAGAAACAGCAGGCUGUCGAUGAGAAAAAGAAGCAGUGGUGUGCCAACUGCAAGAAAGAGGCCAUUUUCUAUUGCUGCUGGAACACAAGCUACUGUGAUUAUCCCUGCCAGCAAGCCCACUGGCCAGAGCAUAUGAAGUCCUGCACACAGUCUGCAACAUCGUCACAGCAAGAGCCAGACACCGAGUCAAACGCAGACGGCAUCUCGAAGGUUUCGGGCCAUCCCAACAACAGUCAGGACUCGCCUCGAGAGACCACGGGAGCUCCUCCAACAGACAAGGACAGCGACAUGGACAAAUCGAAGGACAGUGUCACAGUCAGUGUGUCCUAGCUCAUGACACACCAACUACUGCAGGACUGCACUUACAACUGCACAUAUGUACAAAACCUAGUCGAGUUGCGUCACUACAACAAAACGUUUUCAUGUUGUCGUCUUGCCAGGAUCUGCUUUUAACACUUUGGGAGGCUGAUUUGCUUAUUUCUAUCAAUAACAGUUCCUUGGUCCCAUCUCAUUUCCUUAUAGCAUUAAAGACACACCCGGACCUCUUUAGCGACUUACGUUGCUUUUUUUUUUUUUUCACUUGACU
Silurus meridionalis is the source of this 1681-nucleotide messenger RNA. Its product is annotated as protein kinase C-binding protein 1-like. The record is from RefSeq and is a predicted model, not a curated record. Lineage: Eukaryota; Metazoa; Chordata; Actinopteri; Siluriformes; Siluridae.